AUGCCCCAAAUAAAAUUAUCAACCACAGCAAACUCAACCUUAGGAGAUAUGAGUGAUAAUGAAGUCUCCGGAAAUGAAUCUGAACAUUCAAAUUCUAGCCGUGAAAAUGAUGUUGCUCAUGAAUCUACAGAAGAUGAGCCCGAUUCUGAUGAUAGUUCGGAAAUGGAUGAAGGUGAAUGUGAAACAAGAAGAACUACUUUGUUACAGCAUGUUCAAGAUCUAGAGAAUCAAUUUGGACAUCUUCGUGAACAGUUAUACAGAGAAAGGCUUACACAGGUCGAAAUGCAAUUAGCAGAAGUGAAAACUGGCAAAUCUCCUGAUUAUUUAAUAUCUUUGCAUGAACUGCAAGAUAACAUGAGAAUAAGAACGGAAGUAGCAGGUGUUUUAAGGCAGUUACGGCUUCAAAAUAUUGGGAAUCAGUAUGAAGCUGAAGAGCAAGCUGCUCGACAGAACUUUGAGAGUGAAAAAAGUCUUGCUUGUGAUUAUUAUUAUAGUGAAUUAAUGGAAACUAUAAGAAGAUUGGAAGAGGACAGACAUAACAGUGAGAUAAGCUGGGGAGAAGGUGGGGAAUGGGGUUCUAGGUCCAGGUCUAGAUCUAGAAGAAAGGCAGUGACAGUAUCUGGGCCCUACAUUGUCUAUAUGUUGAAGCCUCAGGAUAUUUUAGAAGACUGGACAGUCAUCAGAAAAGCCCUUAAGAGGACAUCCUGA
Molecule: messenger RNA, 708 nt
Organism: Psylliodes chrysocephalus
Lineage: Eukaryota; Metazoa; Arthropoda; Insecta; Coleoptera; Chrysomelidae
Source: the annotation of a GenBank genome assembly